UUUGUUUGUUCCAGAUGUGCCUUUGCCAUGGAAGAGAAGCGGAUGUGUCUGAUCCGAGGCCAGACCACUGCCGCUUUCCACCAUGCUCGAUGAUGCCUGUGGCGAGCCGCCUAGCGCUCACAGGUCUGGCUGUGCUCGUUUACCUUGCCUAGCGGGUAAGCAGUUGAAUAUCCCGUUCUGGUUAGGUUUAGUGGUUCCAGUCAUAAGGAAGCGACGUGCCCGAAUUGAGAAGAGUGAGCUUGUGAGAUCGUCAAGUUCGCCUUUUCAUCCUCGGUCGUGUCGAGAUGAGGAUGAGGCCAUGCGCUAUCGCUCUCCAAGUCCUUCACUUUCGCCCGGCCUCGGUGAGCGCAGUCGGUCUGGAGGCGGGAGCAUGCUUGGUCGCUCAGGUGGUACAGAUUCGAUAUCCCUCGUGGACUAUUCCAGCAUCGACUCCGACAGCAUCGCCAGCAUGGUCACGUCAUGCAUCACCGUGGCCUUGCAAAUUCGCUCGUUCAUGGCCACGCUGGGCGAGGAGCUCAAUCACCAGAUCGCGGAGUCGCAAAGCUCCGUUAUGAAGGAGGUCCAGUCGUACAAGGCCCAUUGGGACGCUAGGAUGGCCCCCUUCGAGACCUCGCUGGAGUCCUUGAGUGGAUCGGCCAACUCGGGUGGGGAUAUUUUCGUGGGCAGUGGUGGUGUUUCCAGUGGACAGGGCCAACCUGACCCUUGGGCUGCCUUUGGUGCUCGCGACAGGACGGUUGAGCUGGCCACCGCCGUCAGGAACCUCACGAAGGACGUCCAAGACCUUAAGGUCUCGAACUCGGCCAGCGGCAUUCGUUAGGAUGGUGCUCGUAGGGCUGCAGGCCACCGCUCGCGUUGUGAAGAUUGGCCCAAUCACUGAGUGCAAGAAGUGGAUUGGUACCUUUUCCAAGAUCCAUCACGUGCGCCCCGAUGACUGCCCACUGGAGAUCGGUGGUCUUGCCCAUGGUCCCUUUCCACUACAUGGCGAGAGGCAGGCUGCAGCUGAAGGGCCUCCCCAAGAGCUACGGCGUCAUGCUCCUGAAUGCUGCCGCUGCCCGGGCUUCCUCCGAACAGAUGAGCGACAAGACGUCGUUCAUGCAGAAUAAUCGUACCCCAUCGUCUAACAAAUUCCGCAUCCGGAAGGAACUCUCAGCGGACGAUCGCGCCAAGCAGCGGGCGGCCAGCCGUACAGUGCCGUUUUUAAUACAUGCUCCGCGUGCGGAUCAUGUAUUCAAAUAUGCAGGGAUUCGGUAUUACAGACAACGAUGAGUUCAUGCAUACAUGUAUUCAUAUAACUUAAUCAUGUAUCAAAGAUCCAAUAUCUUUAAACAUCCCAUGUAUCAAAAACUGCCCUGUACUCCAUCGUCUCGCAAGUUCCGCACUCGGAAGGAACUCCCAGCGGACGAUCGCGCCGAGCAGCGGGCGGCCAGCCGUAUCUCUGGGAGGAGACCGCCUGGCAUGUCUCGCACAUGCGGAGCCAGACCUCCGGGCUGACGCCUGGGGGCCAACGGCCACUCUUGCUCCUGCUCCUCCUCCUUCUCCUCCUGCUCCUUCUCCUCCUCCUCGUCCUCCUCCUCCUCUCCCUCCUCCUCCUCGUGCUACCCCACGUCGCAGGAGCACACGUGCAAGCUUUCCUGGAAGCAGAGGCAGCGACUCCACAGGCUUCACGUUCGAAGCAGUCUGCUCCUCCUUCGCACGGUGGGAGAUCCCCGAGAAGGAAGUGACGGACCUCAUCGACAGAGUCACCGACCUGAGUUGACAAAAUCGUGUGCGAUAUCUUUAUCGCGUCCAUGAUGAGCUGCUCCGGCAGCAAGCUGUGGGCCCAGCUGCGGGAGGAUCUUACAAUUCUGCUCAGCAGCACAGGUCAUUGCUGCGCACCUGCUGUCAGAGCCAUUGUCUGCAGUAUUCUAUUGCUCCGCUCAGCUCCUCUUCCGCUCGUAGUCUCCCUCCAGUUCGAUGGGCGUGGUUUCGCCGAGCUCAUCGUCUGCCUCUUUCGACGGGCAUGGUUUCAAGGAGCUCACCAUUGGGUAUUGAUUUUCCAGCCUCUUUCUUGUCCUUGCCACCUAGUGCAGCUUGAAGGUUGCGCUGUGUAAUGUGAGCACUUUUUGGGCCGGAUUUUGGACCAGCCCAUCGCUUCAGAAGGCAACGUGGGCGAAAUUCAAGGAUUUGUUUCGGAAGUUUCACGUGGCCAUCCUGCAAGGACCUCAUGGUGAGACGGCUGAUGCCCGUCCUGGUGCAAUCAUGGGAGUUCUCUUCGCGGUUCACCAGAAGGUUUCUGUGAAGUUCUCUGGCUUCGCUGGGCCCCGAUUGUCCCUGAUAGGAUCGCGGCCUCGAGGAUCGCUCGGUGCCGGUGGGGCCCCGAACAACAAGUCAGAGCAAUGGGGUCCAGGGCCGCCGGCGGCCUGAACCUGACUGGCCUCGAGCGGUGUCCUCUGUCGGACAGCCGCCAUCGCCCACGACCGAGAUAUGUGCGCGGUGUUCGAGACCAGCGUCCGCGUCGUCAGGGCAGGAGCUCCGCAGGGUGCGCGUCGACACCACCACCGAGCCUGGCCAGGGCCAGCUUGGGCCCCAGGAUGGUGCAUUUCAGGAGGGAAAGAAACACACAGACACAAUCAAUCGUCGAG
This is a messenger RNA of Prorocentrum cordatum, 2621 nucleotides long. Lineage: Eukaryota; Dinophyceae; Prorocentrales; Prorocentraceae. The record is from the annotation of a GenBank genome assembly.